AUGGCGCUUUCCAAGCUCCGCGAAUACUUCAAGGUGGAGUACCGGCCGGGCGAGCGGCUGCUGGUGCAAAAGGUCGACUUUUUCAUCCUCACCUUCUGCUGUCUCAGCUACUUCAUGAACUACCUCGACCGCUCAAACUUGGCGAAUGCUUACGUUUCGGGCAUGAAAGAGGAGAUAGGCUUCGUCGGCGACCAGCUAAACCAGAUCAACACGUGCUUCACCGUGGGCUAUGUCCUGGGCCAGAUCCCCUCCAACCUGUCGCUGCACUAUGUCCGCCCUCGGGUCUUCUUCCCCAGCAUGAUGCUGGCCUGGGCUGGGCUGACCAUGGUGACUGCCUCUGUGCACGAUCCUCGCUCCAUCAUGGCGAUCCGCUUCCUCCAAGGCAUCUUCGAGGCCAGCACUUUCGUCGGCACCCAUUAUAUCCUCGGUGCGUGGUAUACCGAGCGGGAACUUGGCAAGAGGAGCGGCAUCUUCACUGCGUCAGGCCUUGCCGGAACACUCAUCGGAGGCUUCAUCCAGACAGGCAUUCAUGAGAGCAUGGAUGGGAUCCGUGGAAUGAGUGGUUGGAGAUGGCUCUUCAUCAUCGACGGCAUCAUGACUCUGCCAGUCGCCCUGUAUGGCUUCUUGCUGUUCCCAGACACUCCCUCCACCACACAAGCCUUCUACCUCACCGAGAACGAAAAGGCUCUGGCCCAAGCCCGUGUGCCCGAGCUUCACGAUCGGAGCCCCAUGACUUGGAAUUUCGUGAGGAAAGUCCUGACAUCAUGGUACUGGUGGGGCUUCGUCGUCCUCUGGAUCAUCGCGGGCGAGACGGAGUCGUUCAGCAGCAACUCACUGCUCGCCCUCUACAUGAAGAGCCACCCGAGGAACAAGUACACGGUGGCCCAGCUGAACAACUACCCAACAGGCGUGCCGGCCGUCGGGAUCGUCUCCACGCUGUUCUGGGCAACGCUCACCGACUUCCUGAGCGGGAAGAGGUAUCUCGUGGGCUACUUCAUCGGCGUCACGGGCAUUGUGACCUCGGCGAUGAUCCUCCAGGCGGAGAAAGAUCCGAUGAGCUCCGAGUCAACGGCCGUUGUCUUCGGCGCCUAUUACUGGGCCGGUGCGGUCUACGCAUGCCAAGCGACGUUUUUCGCAUGGUGCAAUGACGCCAUGAGAUUCGAGGAGCCUGUGUUUCGCGGUGUGGUCUUGGCUGGCAUGAAUCUAGGGAGUAACAGUAUAAACGCGUGGUGGUCUAUCAUCUUCUACGGUGCAUCAAUGGCCCCGUGGUUCAAAUCUUCGCGCAACUAA
Messenger RNA from Diaporthe citri, 1290 nucleotides. RefSeq lists its product as uncharacterized. The transcript has 5 exons. The record is from RefSeq and is a predicted model, not a curated record. Gene Ontology annotation, cellular component: plasma membrane. Gene Ontology annotation, molecular function: pantothenate transmembrane transporter activity. NCBI's taxonomy places the organism in Eukaryota, Fungi, Ascomycota, Sordariomycetes, Diaporthales, Diaporthaceae. Gene Ontology annotation, biological process: pantothenate import across plasma membrane. Bases 1 to 1290 code for a protein of 429 amino acids.